Molecule: messenger RNA, 709 nt
Organism: Meloidogyne enterolobii
Lineage: Eukaryota; Metazoa; Nematoda; Chromadorea; Rhabditida; Meloidogynidae
Source: the annotation of a GenBank genome assembly
GUCCAUACAUUGGAAAAUAGAAGAUAUGGUGAGGGGCAUAUUGCUUAUGCAGAAUCUCAUGAUCAAGCUUUGGUUGGCGACAAAACUAUCGCUUUUUGAAAUGUAUGAAAAUAUGUCUUUAAUACAUUCUCAAUUAACUCCUGUUAUCGAUCGAGGAAUUGCACUUCACAAAUUAAUUCGUUUGAUUACUUAUGGUUUGGGAGGCGAGGCUUGGCUUAAUUUUAUGGGUAAUGAAUUUGGCCAUCCAGAAUGGUUGGAUUUUCCUCGCCAUGGAAAUAAUCAAUCGUAUCAUUAUUGUCGGCGACAAUGGAAUUUAGCUGAUGAUGAUAAUUUACGCUACAAAUUUUUAAAUGAUUGGGACCGUUCAAUGAAUCAACUUGAAAAUAAUUUUGGAUUCCUUAGCAAAGGGCCGGGGUAUGUUUCUUGGAAGCACGAAGUUGAUAAAAUAAUUGCCUUUGAGCGUGCUGGUCUUUUGUUUAUAUUUAAUUUUCAUCCGACAAAAAGUUUUAGUGACUAUAAAUUUGGAAUUGAAAAGGCCGGAGUUUAUCAAUUGGCAUUAAACAGUGAUAAUGAGAAGUUUGGAGGACAUAAUCGUUUAAAAGAAGAUCAAGAAUAUCAUACUUUUGCAGAAGGUUAUGCCGGUCGACAAAAUCAUCUUUUUGCUUAUAUACCUUCAAGAGUAGCUAUUGUUUUGAAGAAAAAAGAAUGA